ACGGUGCUGUUUCAAUGUAGCACUCGGUCCUCGCACGUGGCUCAUGCAGUUGUAUCGGCUGCAGUUCUGUACAACUUCAAAACGGAGUGAAACGACACUCCACAAGUGCAACACAGGGCAGGAGAAAUGAAUUCAAAAUAAUACGUUUGUGAAAAGAAGAAGUGUUUCGUACACAGAUUCCACGUGUUUUAAAUUCGUGGCAAAAUGGGUAAAGAUAAGACCAAAAAUCAGAAGACCUCGCGCAAGAAGGCCAACCAGCUGGCGGAGGAGACGUUCGGUUCGGUACCGCACAGCUUCAUCUUCCACCGGGGUAAAAUAGGCAAAAAUGUCGCGCAGCUUGUCCUGGACAUGCGACGUGUUAUGCAGCCUUACACAGCAGAGUCGUUAAAGGUCCGGAAAAGGAAUGUCUUGAAAGAUUUUGCCAACAUAGCUGGACCUCUUGGAGUCACACACUUCGCCAUCUUCACCAAGUCAGCCAGCUGUGUGAAUUUGAGACUGGCACGUAUUCCUAAAGGGCCCACACUACAUUUUACUGUCACCAAGUAUGCCCUGGUCAAGGAUGUGGUGUCGUCACUGAAGAGGCACAGGAUGCAUGAGCAGCAGUUCACCCACCACGCGCUGCUGGUGCUCAACAACUUUGGGGUGGAGGGCAUGCAUGUCAAACUCAUGGCCACCAUGUUCCAGAACAUGUUCCCAUCCAUCAACGUGCACAAGGUCAAUCUCAAUAACAUCAAAAGAUGUGUUCUUCUGAACUAUGACCCAGCCUCAGAGGAGAUUGAGCUUCGGCAUUACAGCAUAAAGGUGGUGCCAGUAGGCAUGAGCAAAGGCGUGAAGAAACUCAUGCAGGAGAAGUUCCCCAACAUGAGCAAGUUUGAGGACAUCAGCGAGCUGCUACUAAAAGGUGCGAACUUGUCUGAGAGCGAGGCUGAGCUUGAUGGCGACCAUAACAUCACGGAGCUGCCUCAGGCCUACGCUGGACGCGGCAACAUGAGUGCCCAACAGAGUGCAGUGCGACUAACAGAGAUUGGCCCCAGAAUGACCCUGAAGCUUGUGAAGAUCGUGGAAGGUCUGGGAGAGGGCAACGUGAUGUAUCACUCCUUAGUCUCGAAGACGGACGAUGAGCUUCAGGAGAUCCUGAGGAGGAAGGAGGCGCGUCUGAAGGAGAAGGCCGAGCGCAAGAAGAAGCAGGAGCAGAACAUCGCCCUGAAGAAGGAGCAGAGGGAGGCGCACAAACAGAAGAGCCUUGAGGGCAUAAAGCGCAAGAAGCAGGAGCAGGCAGGGGAUGGAUCAGAUGAGGAGGUGGAGGAUCCAGGCACCCAGGAGGCGACCACGGCAGCACCCGAGGUCUCCUCUGAGGACGAGGCAGAGUACUACAGACAGGCCGUGGGGGAGGACCCAGACGAAGAUAUGUUCCCGGCUGCAAAAAGGAAACGCGACCCCAGCAAGUCACCUGGACCGUUCAAGAAGAGAAAAAUGUCCGCCGGAAGAGGAGGUCCUCCGGGUGGCAGAGAUGGGAAGAAGCCAUUUUCCAAGCCAGGGGGUGGGGCCGGGGGAAAGGGUUUCGGAGGCGGUGGGGGCAAGGGUUUCGGAGGCAAGAGGAUGGAACAUGGCGACAAAAGGUUUGGGGGUAAGAAGAUGGGUGAAGAUGGAGGCAAACGGUUCGGCGGUAAAAAGAUGGGGGGUGGUGGUGGAGGCAGGUUUGGAGACAAGAGGGGUGGUGGUGGAGGCAGGUUUGGAGACAAGAGGGGUGGUGGUGGAGGCAGGUUUGGAGACAAGAGGAUGGGUGGUGGAGGAGGAAAGAGGGGCGAAGGAGGCAGAGACUUCAAGGGGAAAGGUGGUGGUGGUUCAAAAUUCAAAGGAAGCAACUUCAAGAAAGGUCCUCAGAAAGGUGGGCCAAAUCGAGGCUUCAAACAUAAAGGGAGGAGUUGCGAACAAAAGAUGUCUAGUACCACUAAAAACGACGACACCUUCCAGAUCAAGCUGCUGCCCCCUGUCUACGGCGUGGAGUUCUUCAUUGCGCUGUUUGGGAACGUGUUUGCCCUGUGUCUGCUGAUCAUCAAGGAGAAGAGGAACUGGCAUACGGGGGUGGUGUUCGUCUUCAACCUGGCCGUGUGUGACAUCCUCUACAUCCUCACGCUGCCCCUCCUCAUAGACUACUAUCUCAAGGAGAAGGACUGGAAUUUCGGAAGCGUCGCCUGCAAAAUCGAGCGCUUCCUCUUCACGUGCAACCUGCACGGCAGCAUCUUCUUCAUCAUGGCCAUCAGCGUCAACAGAUGGGUGGCCAUCGUCUACCCCUUCUUCACCCGGAACCACGUGACGCCAAAGCACGCCAAAAUCGCCAGCGUCCUGAUCUGGGCGGUGGUGAUCGCGGUCUCCUCUCCUGUGCUUCACAUGGCCGACACGUGUCCCAAGAAGGAUGCCACCAAGGGCGACGAUUACUGCAUGUCCGUCUGCGACCACGCACAGAAACAGAGCCACUUUAAAUACAAAAUCUCCCUGGCCGUCAUAGGAUGCCUGAUACCUCUGCUAGUGACCUUUUCAUCAUAUAUCAGUAUUAUUAGAGUAAUUUACAAAAAUGCAAACAUAACAGUGUUGGAAAAAAGAAAGGUUGGUCUGAUGGUUGGCUCUGUCCUCGUCUUGUACAUUAUUUCUUUUGUCCCCUACCAUAUUCUACAGCUGACGUUCAUAUACAUUAAAAUGCUUAAUGAAAAACGUCCAGUGAUUUACAAUGCAUAUCAGAUUAGCAAAGGUCUUGUCACACUGAACAUGUGCUUGCAUCCCAUACUGUACAUGGCAGUGUUUGACAGCAUCAGGGUGGCCUGCUGUGGAAAGAUCUCCGAUGGACCCUAGCGUUGUGGCCCUGACAGUGUUUCACCUUUCCUUCCUGGAUUUUUCAAAAUUAUUAUGAAAGAACAUGCGGGCAAUGUUCAUAUCAUCAUAUGAUGCGUAGACUUUUAAAAUUCAAAGGAGUACUGUCAAACAUGAAUUUCUUUGAGAGCUUCACUUGUUAUAAUUUUGUAUGUUUGUUUCAAAAAAUAAAUGUAUCUCACAAUGCUGUCA
Molecule: messenger RNA, 3060 nt
Organism: Engraulis encrasicolus (European anchovy)
Lineage: Eukaryota; Metazoa; Chordata; Actinopteri; Clupeiformes; Engraulidae
Product: suppressor of SWI4 1 homolog
Exons: 13
Coding region: 205-2850 (881 amino acids)
Biological process (GO): G protein-coupled receptor signaling pathway; rRNA processing; neuronal signal transduction
Cellular component (GO): plasma membrane; preribosome, large subunit precursor
Molecular function (GO): neurotransmitter receptor activity; G protein-coupled ATP receptor activity; rRNA binding
Source: RefSeq, a predicted model, not a curated record